AUGGAACCCCAAUAUGAAAGUAAUAGAAAUCACGAUGGUCCAAGUUUUCAUGAUUUGUUAAAACUCAAGGUCCAAAUUCACCACUUUGAUCACUUAAGUCACAUACAAUGUGAAACAUUCAACCCUCCAACCAUAGUUUUCAAGAAAUUAUUUAGUCAAGAAGGUCAAGAUUACAUUCGAACACAUUUAUCUACGGUUUCCUUUUUAACCUCUAACAUGCUUAAUCAUAUAAUAAGUCAUAUAAUAUAUGAGGUUCAACAACUAUACAAUAUUGAUAUUAUUGAAGAAGAAGAUAAUUUGACACAACCUAACGUGUUUAAUUUGAACUUGGAGAUCGAGAUUCACGAAGAUGAUAUUGAAGAAGAAAUUGGAAUGAUUCCAGCAUCAAAAGACGCUAUCGAGAGAAUAAAAACAACAUGUGAUUUGAAUGUUACAAAAUUGAGAGACAUACUAUGUUGUACUAUAUGUAUGGAUGAGUUUGAGUUUGAUGAUAUUAAUGAAACAUCAAACAUAUGUACAAUGCCUUGUAGUCAUGUGUUUCAUGAACAAUGCAUUGUCAAGUGGUUACAAACUAGCAAUACUUGUCCCUUGUGUCGAUAUUCAAUGCCCUAA
Messenger RNA from Lathyrus oleraceus (garden pea), 612 nucleotides. Its product is annotated as NEP1-interacting protein-like 2. Gene Ontology annotation, cellular component: cytoplasm. The coding region runs from base 1 to 612 and encodes 203 amino acids. The record is from RefSeq and is a predicted model, not a curated record. NCBI's taxonomy places the organism in Eukaryota, Viridiplantae, Streptophyta, Magnoliopsida, Fabales, Fabaceae. The transcript has a single exon. Gene Ontology annotation, biological process: protein ubiquitination. Gene Ontology annotation, molecular function: ubiquitin protein ligase activity.